This is a messenger RNA of Rotaria sordida, 642 nucleotides long. The record is from the annotation of a GenBank genome assembly. Lineage: Eukaryota; Metazoa; Rotifera; Eurotatoria; Philodinida; Philodinidae.
AUGGUAAUUAAACUUUUACUUGCUGUUGAAAAAUACGUACUAUCUAAUUUACAAAAUAUUUUAGAUGCUCGAAAUUGGAUCGAAAGUAAAAGAACAUUGAUAUCAAAGUAUUCUUCUGAUCAAAUUUUAAAUAGCGAUCAUUGUUCAUUUCAAAAAGAAUAUGCCUCUCCACUAACUCUUUCUUUCACUGGUGAAAGAACAACAGAAGUGGCUAUUAAAAGAAACCACAAUGUCACUCAUUCUUGUACAGUGCAACCUGUUACAUCAGCUGCUGGUCGAUUACUGAACAAAUUCUUACUUGUUCUUCAAGAAAGAGAAGAUGAAUUUGACAGUAUAGUGAUAAAAAAUAUGAUUAUUCCACCAAAUGUUAUAGUACAAGCCUCAAAAUCCGGAAAAAGCACUGCUGCAAACCAUUAUAUAUUUUUAAGUGAUGUACUACAUCCUUGUGUACAUAAAAAAUUUCUUCUCUUCCUUGAUUCUUGGAUAAUUCGAACUGAUCAAAAUAAAUUUCGAAAAGUAUUUCCACAUCAAGACAGUCAACUAUUGAUUUUUCCCGAAGGAUCAACUGGUCAUAUUCAACCACAAGAUUUAUCAUUACUUCGUUUAUGGCGAUAUUUCCACAAGAAAAUCGAACACAAUUGA